AAUAGCAAUAAAAUACAAAAGAAAAGAAUAAUAAAAAAAAACCCUAAGAAUUAUAGUAGUAAAAAUAGCGAUUAAAAUAGAAAAUAACAGAAUAAAACUAAACAAAAACCUAAGAAUCAUAGUAGUAAUAAUAGCAAUAAAAUAGAAAAAAACAGAAUAAAACAAAAAAACAAACUAAAAUUCAUAGUAGUAAUAAUAGCAAUAAAAUACAAAAUAACAGAAUAAAACUACCAAAAAAACCCCUAGGAAUAAUAGUAGAAAUAAUAGCAAUAAAAUAGAAAAAAACAGAAGAAAACAAAAAAAAAAACGCACACGACAAACACACGCACGCACACACAGCACUAUUAACGAGAACAAAACAUGGCACGGCGUUGAGGAUUUGAGGAAAAAAAACGCCACCUCUGAAGCGUUAUCUAAAACGAACAAUUGAAUGGACCCCAGGAAGACUAGUGGGUUCAAAGUUCAAAAUCAAACACCCUCUAAGACAGGAGUGUCAAACGUACGUUAAUCAAGAUUGGAGACGUAGUUUAUAUUACGCCGUAGUUGAUUGGUGGAUAUGUUCCUUGUGACCAAUCAGGACAUCUGUUAUGAAUGAUGACGUUAAUAACAUCAUCAUACCGCCAUUUUCCAUAUGGAAACGAUGUCGGUUCUCCAGAGAAAGGACGCUUUACGAGUAAAAGAAAUUGAUAAACAUGUCAAAAAUAAGUUUGGAUGGGACUGGAUGGAAAGGGAAGUCACUGAUACUGUUGGGAAGAAGGAAGUUACCACUUUGUUCGGUGAUUUUAUUCGGAAAAUCGAUCGUCCCGGAAAGGUUUUGUGCACGUGGUGUCAUUAAAAAAAAGCAUAGCAUUGAAAGAAUCAUAGAAGUAAUAAUAGCAAUAAAAUAGAAAAUAAAAAGAAUAAAACAAAAAACCCUAAGAAUUAUAGUAGUAAAAAUAGCAAUGAAAUAGAAAAUAACAGAAUAAAACUAAACAAAAACCUAAGAAUCUCGGGCAAAUUAAUUAUCGGACAUCCCUAGUCUUUUUCAUUGUGGUCAAAUCACAUGGCUGUUGAACUCACAACCUACCGACCUCUUUGGACUACCCUGGGCUGGAUUUACAUCCGUGAAUAAAAGUGAACAAUGUCGUAGUUCUGACUGAUGGUUGACUGUGGACAAAAGGCAGAUUGGGCUAUAACAAUAAUUGAGUAAAUUGUUUAUUCACGUUGUCACUUGCGGUCGUCCAGUCGGAUGAUGACAAGGGAGGACUGUUUGGGGGCGUGGUCACAGGGUGCUCUGAUGUGGGUCACAUGACCGAGUUUGGACCUAUCAGCAUGGAGCAAAUAAACGUAUAAAGAGAGCGUGCAGUCGACUGCUGCUCUUUGAGGGCUUCAUGUUGUCUUUGUGUGACUUCCAUGUUGAGACAAGCGUUGUUGCAGUCCAACGUGACCCGGUUGGGUCUGGUGGAGCGGGUGUUGUCGUCCAGCGUGACCUCGGUGGCCUGCUUGGUGUUCCUCUUCAUCAACGCGGUGAUGAUGCUCACCCUGAGAAGCAAACGGGUGUUCCGGGAGACGUCUCGCUACAUCCUGCUGUUCCACCUCCUCCUGGCGGACACGCUGCAGAUGGCGAUCAGCCAGGUGUUGUACCUGAUGCACGCGUAUCGGAUCAUCCUCACGUAUCCUCAGUGCGGCGUCCUCAUCAUGCUGACGAACCUGACCAAUGACAUCUCUCCUCUGGUGCUGUUGGUGAUGUCUCUGGAGAGAUAUGUGGCGGUGUGCCACCCUCUCAGACACGCCUCCAUCAUCACCGUCGGGAACACGGGGGCGGCCGUGCUCUCGGUUUGGACUUUUUCUUUCUUCCAGGUUCUCACCAUGGUGCUCCUGUUGGUGCAGUUUCCCUUCGACGGGCUGGAGAGUCUGAAGAUGCCCGAGCAGUGCAGCAGCGCCAGCAUUAUUCUCCUGCCCGUGUCUGAUCAUUACCGAACGGGCUACACAGGUUUUCUGUUCGGCUCCGCGAGCUUGGUCAUUGUUUGCAGCUACAUAGGCGUGGCGGUGGCGGCCAGGUCGGCGUCCACGGACGGCGAGUCGGCCCGUAAAGCCCAGAAGACACUGCUGCUGCACCUGUUGCAGCUGGGCCUCACCGUCCUGUCCGCGCUCUACAACAUUACUUUAAUGUUCAUGGCCAGAGUUACCUCGUGGGUCACCUUUAUACGAAUGCAGUCCUUUAUGUUUGUGUGUUUUUUCUUCAUGCCCAGAUGUAUGGGCUCGCUCAUCUACGGCCUCAGAGAUCAGAACAUCCGAGCCGCCCUCACACACUAUUUCUGCUGUCUGUCCAAAGUGGCCGCCGCUCCUGUCAAGGCUGCGAUUGCGUCCUGACGGUUCUCUACCCGUGUCCACAGCAGCUUACUUUCCCUUUCUGUGCCACAUUGCGUCGCUCGGGACUGCCGUCACUCAUUCAUGUCACUCAUUCAUGUCACUCAUUCAUGUCACUCAUUCAUGUCACUCAUUCAUGUGCAGAUAUAAUCCCCACGUGCGAGUCCAGUGUGGUGUCUGUGGAAAAGAAGAGCCACUUGAGUUCCCUUUUGAAAACAUGUAACGCUGAUCCCCUGAGAAAAUGGCACAAAGACUUUUCAAAUGGGAUGUUUUCACCAAAGGUCGAUAAUAAAUUGACGUUUUCAAAUCGAAUCAAACUUUACUUGCGUGGCACUUUUACUGCGAGUGGCAACACAAAAGUGCUUCACGCUAAAAAGAAAGAAAAAGGAGGACAAAAACGCACACGUAGAAACACACGCACGCACACACAGCACUGUUGACGAGAACAAAACAUGGAAGGCAGUGAGGAUUUGAGGAGAAAAAACAUAGUAUCAAAUAUGUUAUGAAAUAUAAAUAAUACAGUAAUAUCCAUCCAUCCAUUUUCUACCUUUAACAUGAUCAGUAAAAAAGACCUUAUUAAAAAUGUGUGUUUUUAACCUUUAAAAAAAAGCAUAGCAUUGAGAGAAUAAUAAUAAUAGCAAUAAAAUAGAAAAUAAAAAUAAUUUUAAAAAAAACCCCUAAGAAUUAUAGUAGUAAAAAUAAAAAUAAAAUAGAAAAUAACAGAAUAAAACUAAACAAAAACCUAAGAAUCAUAGUAGUAAUAAUAGCAAUAAAAUAGAAAAUAAAAGAAUAAAAAGAAAAAUAAACCCUAAGAAUUAUAGUAGUAAAAAUAGCGAUAAAAUAGAAAAUAACAGAAUAAAACUAAACAAAACGGCACUGAGGAUUUGAGGGGAAAAAACGCCACCUCUGAGGCGUUAACUAAAAUGAACACCAUCUAAAACAUACUAUCAAAUAUGUUAUGAAAUAUAAAUAAUACAGUAAUAUCCAUCCAUCCAUUUUCUACCUUUAACAUGAUCAGUAAAAAAGACCUUAUUAAAAAUGUGUUUUUAACCUUUAAAAAAAAGCAUAGCAUUGAGAGAAUCAUAGUAGUAAUAAUAGCAAUAAAAUGGAAAAUAAAAAUAAUUACAAUAAAAAAAAAUUAAGAAUUAUAGUAGUAAAAAUAGCAAUAAAAUAGAAAAUAACAGAAUAAAACUAAACAAAAACCUAAGAAUCAUAGUAGUAAU
Molecule: messenger RNA, 3572 nt
Organism: Entelurus aequoreus (snake pipefish)
Lineage: Eukaryota; Metazoa; Chordata; Actinopteri; Syngnathiformes; Syngnathidae
Product: odorant receptor 131-2-like
Exons: 1
Coding region: 1393-2352 (319 amino acids)
Biological process (GO): G protein-coupled receptor signaling pathway
Cellular component (GO): membrane
Molecular function (GO): G protein-coupled receptor activity
Source: RefSeq, a predicted model, not a curated record